AUGAGUUCGCCCAACUUGCCCGGGAACUCCCUGUUGGCCCGAGCCAUCAGUGGUCAACAUAUUGAUAAGGUCAGUUGAUGCGCAGCGAUCUAAAAGAUACAAAGUCCAAAUUUUCAAUUUUUUUUUCACUAGCCCUUUCUUAUGAAACUUAGAGACUCAGUAAAAAUAUUUUAAAAAAGCCGUUUGAAAGUACCAUAAGCUGGGAUACUGUAGUGGUCCUUGAAUGAACUUAUCAUCAAAAAUCGCCAUCAGAUUACCGUAACCCUUAAACCAAAAAUUCUAGACUUCGAUGGUCCGUCUGGCGACAGCUUUCAUCAAACUACACCACCUUUUCGGGGCACCGCGACCUAUCGACUACUACGGUACUCGAGGUUACUGUACCUCAUUUUUUAAUUAACUUCGAACAGGAAAAAUUUCCAGGUACCGAUAACCAAUGGACUAACAACCAUUUAGAAGUUAGCAGGAAGAUUAUUUGAUUUUAAGAAAAAAAUGUUUUCAGCUUUUGGAUUGCUUUUUCGUCAUGUUGGACCCACGAGGCGAUGUUUUAUACGUCAGCGAGACGAUCAGCAUUUAUUUGGGCUUGUCACAGGUUUUAAAUAUCCAAACAGUGCUCCUACCCCGAAAAAGGCGCACCACCCCCGAAAAAGGCGCACCACCCCUGAAAAAGGCGAACCUCCCGCGCUUCUUCCUUCAAGAAAAAUGCUUUUACUCAGUAUGUGAUUUUGAGUAUGAAAAGACGCCCUACUCUUCCAGAACCCUCUCGUUUUCUCCUCAAAAUUUAAAAAUUCAGGUUGAAAUGACGGGGAACGCGAUUUUCGAGUACAUUCAUCAAGACGACCUAGAGCAGUUCAAAGCGGUAUUUUUUCUGAAUAUUUCGCCAACCUCACAUUCUAGCAAGUUAUAAGAUAAUAUUUCCAUUUAAGGCCCUACAUUACUGCGGCCUGAACUGGCCCCAAAUGUGCAAUGUUCGGUUGAAAUCUUCUCUAACAAAACGGGCCAAUAAGGAUACGAUCCGAGCUUCACCUGGUUAUAAGGUUCAUUUUUUUUGAGGGUUAUGGUAUCUAUAAAUUGGUGUAUUGGGCGCGAUUUGGAACUAUUGAGGAUAACUAUUUUUCCUUGAUACUGGGAAAAACUUUAGUGACCCCUGAAGAGGUUCCGCAAGGACUAAUUGGAACUUAAACCAUUUCUAUAGAGAUCCCUUUUUUGCGUUUCAGUGACCACUAUAGCAGUUUUUAAUGGUCUAGAAGUACCACUCAGACCCCUAAAGAGCCACCAAAUUUUGACCCAUUAAUUGGCAACUAAUGAAGAUCACUUUAGUGGCCUCUUGAACGUCAAAACCCUAAAGUGGCCACUAAACGAGAGUCAAAAAUAGAAACUUUUUCGAGAUCCUCUUCAAAAUAAUUGGGACCCCUAUGCUUAUACCUCUUAGAAAGGCCUCUAAAGUGGCCAUUUUUUGGGUCUUAGUGACCACUAUAGGGGUUUUUCCCGCAGUAUUCCUUUUGGGUUUUUUCAACUACAUUUUCUGAGCAUUAUAGUCUGUAUAAGGUUUGAUUUCACAGUAAUCAUUGUGUUAAAAAUUAAAUAUAAUCGAUCCAGAAAUUCCAAGGUCUUUUCCGAGACCCAAAAUAUCAAAAAUCCAACGAUCUUGUAGAUCAAAAAGCAACUUUUCAAGUUUAUUAAUAAAAUUUCAAUAUUCUUAAAUCCCUUCGCAUUGCUGCCUCUCACUCUUAUCCCAAAAAAACGAAUAAAAUUCUACUAAAGCAGCCUUUUACCAUACAUGGGCAGGCUGUUUUUGAAGUCCGACCCCUCCUCUCAACUUUACUUAAAUUGAAGUUUAAUACUACCUCCCUGAGGCUGGAACUUGUACUAAUGUGGCCGAAAAUACCUCCUUGAGGUUGAAAAAAGAUUUUUUUCCAAGUUUUCCAAAAAUUUCGCGGGCCAACUUUUUCUCACGGCCUAACUAAGUUCUCAACUUGCCCAUAUAUGCCUCUUACAGGUGCUGAAAAUGGAAAUCGCCAUGUACGGAAACGUCCGUUUGAUCGCCUGCUAUCCAAUGCCAACUAUGGUUUUAUCGACAGUAGCCGUUCCAAGGGAUUCUUUUGUUAUAAUUACGACAAUCGACUUGAAAAUCAGCCAUGCUGAUGAGAGGUUAAUCAAUUUUUAAUGACGUCAUUUCAUGGAAUAAGUGACGUCAUUUUGAAGAAUUAAAUGACGUCAUUUUUUUCGAAGUAAAGAAGGUCGUUUUUAUGAAUUAAAUGACGUCAUUUUGUGAGACAUUUUUUUGAAGUAAAUGACGUCAUUUAUAUGAAGAAAAUGACGUCAUUUUAUGAAUUAAAUGACGUCAUUUUUAUGGAGUAAAUGAUAUCAUUUUCAUGAAGCAAAUGACGUCAUUUUUGUGAAGUAGAUGACGUCAUUUAUAUGAAGUAAAUGACGUCAUUUUUAUGAAGUAAAUAAUAUCAUUUUUAUGAAUUAAAUGACAUCAUUUUAUGGAGUAAAUGACGUCAUUUAUAUGAAGGCAACGACGUCAUUUUAUGAAUUAAAUGACGUCAUUUUACGGAGUAAAUGACGUCAUUUUUUUUCAAGUAGAUGACGUCAUUCGAUCUCAAAGAGAAUCAUUAUAUGUAUAAAAAGUGGAGUUGAAUUCGGUUCCUCUGCCAAAAAAUCAUCAGUAAAAUUACGUCACUUAUGAAAUAUAAUGACGUCAUUCCCAGAGCCGAGCAACUUUUGGGCAACUUUUCCACUGAAAAAUCCUUAAAAGGCGUAUCAUUCUACACGUUGGUCAAUGUCAGCGACGUGGAAAUCGUUCGAAAAAUGCACUAUGAAGGUAUUUUUUCCCUUUAAAUGUUGAAUAAUCUCUUUUCAGCCUUCAAAAUCGGAGCCUGCCGUACUCCCUACUACCGUAUGAUUCGAAAUAUGGGCAGUCGUACUGUAUACGUCGAGGUACAGUUUUUCGUAUGUAGAACAAUUAUUUUCUGUCCUGGACCCCGAAAUUUUUGAUCUUUUAUACUCCUGACGUCAUCAGAAUUAUACUAUGCGAAAUUAAAAUUUUCCGUUUCUACUUAUUUUGAAAAUUUGAGGAUGAUCAUUAUUCAGGAGUAACGUCUUCUGAACCCCUUGAGUUACCACUCCAGAAAGCCAAAACUAUUCUUUUUUAAAUUGGACUUUUGGUAACUUCUUAUGUCUUUAGAACAACAUAAGGAAAGUCGGAAAGGCUCCAUUUUUGCUGCUUUUUUGCACCAACUUCUCGGCCAUCAUGCACCCUUUUUGCUACCUCUCCCUUUUUCCAUCAAUUCUUGAGCCUUUAAGAUCCCAGAAAAUUGGAAGGCUUGAUGAAGGGAUUCUUCUUGGUGCCUUUCUGGGGCCUUUUUGCUGUCUUUUUGCAGCUUUUUUGCAGCUUUUUUGGAGUCUCCCUCUUCUAUCGGACAUUAUCCACCGUUCCGACUUUGCCCGAGAAUCUAGAGCCUCGUUUUUCGGACUUGAAAUCACCUGGACCUCGAAAAACCUCUUCUUAUUGUCCUCCCCCAAAUCCCUUAAGUAACUACUUCCUUUUUUUCAGUCUGACGUCUUCCGGUACACCUCCUCCUCCUCCACCAAAACACCGUUGGAUACUAUCACCAUUGUUUGUAGUUUAUUAUGA
Messenger RNA from Caenorhabditis auriculariae, 3637 nucleotides. Lineage: Eukaryota; Metazoa; Nematoda; Chromadorea; Rhabditida; Rhabditidae. The record is from the annotation of a GenBank genome assembly.